UCAAACCCGUUACUUGGAAACGUUUGUGACGUUCCCUUACCGAUGACCCAGAUAAGUUGCAGUCUGCAACUUGGGUAAAUCCCUGUCUCAGUCCUAUCGCAUCUGCCAGUCCCAUUCGAAACUCACACCGAAUGACGUCGGAAUUUGUUCGCGAUUUUAAAAGUCACAAAAUCGUACCGGAUGUAAUACCGGUUCCUCCCGAGGGCCUACUGCAAGUCACCUACCCGGACGGUCAGCGGGUUAACCUUGGCAAUAUACUGAUGCCGAAACAGGUUAAGGAUAUCCCCGAAGUUCAGUGGGUGGCAGAGCCGAACAUGCUCUACACCCUGUGUAUGACGGACCCGGAUGCACCCAGUCGUACAACGCCAAAGUUUCGCGAGUGGCAUCAUUGGUUGGUAGUUAACAUUCCUGGCAAUGACGUGGACGGGGGCGAGGUACUGUCGGAGUACAUUGGAGCCGCACCACCGAAGAAAACCGGACUCCAUCGGUACGUUAUUUUAGUUUACCAACAGAGCGGCAAACUUAACUGUGAGGAAAAGCGUCUUUCGAACCGAAGUUCCCAAGGCCGAGGAAAGUUCUCCAUUCAGAAGUUCUCGGAAAAGUACGAGCUGGGUAUUCCGGUGGCCGGUAAUUUCUUCCAAGCGCAGUUCGACGAUUUUGUGCCGAAGUUGUAUCGCCAGCUGGGACAGUUUCAGAAUGGUUUUUGAAAGAAAAAAAAUGGUGGGUGAAUAGUUUGUUAAAUUUUAGUGAGAAAAUUUUUGAUGUUUGUAUUAAUAUAUGAAAAGACAGAAACGAUGUGUUGUAAUGAUCACAAUCGUGAGUUAUUUUAUUUCUCAAUUACAUUUUCAAAACUUUUAGCCUGCUACUAAAUAAAUCUAAUGUCCUGCGGUUCUUGUAGGUAUAGAAAUUUAAGCAAUUUUCAACAAAAGCAUAAAAUUCACUGUAUUCAAUGACACUUAAUUUUCUCGAAUCCACGGUGGAUUUCGCGGAAAGGAAGCAACAAGCAGUAACUUUUGUUUUCGGUAGAAUUGCUUUUUUUUUUAAGGUACAGCUCGUAAUGUCUAGAUUGCGUGCUAUUCAUUAAUUAGUAAUAAAAAAAUCCACAGCUUGGAAUGCGUUGUUUGGUGCGAUACAAAUAACACAGGUAAACACAAGUUUUGCCCUAGUGCUCAAACGGGAAAAAAUAGAAUAUCAUAGCUAUUCAACCAUUCCUGUGAAUUUUGGUGCCCUUAGCAAAGAUAUUUUUUUCAGAGACUAAAUUGAGUUUUCCCGUAAACAAGAACACAGCGAGCAAUAAGAAUGGUUAAAAAUUAACAAUCGUUUUAAGGCAGCGGCUCUUAAUCUGGGAUACGCGUGCCCCUAGGGGUACGCGAAAGGAUAAUCAGUAAUGGCGGACAAAGCUAUUUUUCUUUA
Molecule: messenger RNA, 1413 nt
Organism: Wyeomyia smithii (pitcher-plant mosquito)
Lineage: Eukaryota; Metazoa; Arthropoda; Insecta; Diptera; Culicidae
Product: protein D2-like
Exons: 2
Coding region: 132-707 (191 amino acids)
Source: RefSeq, a predicted model, not a curated record